AGCAGCAGCAACAGAAGAAGAAGAACCAUAGCAACGAGUAAAUAUCCAUGGCGGUCACAACUGUAGUCAAGUGUGAUCCAGAGUUCUUCUAUUUAUUUCUCUUGCUUACUGUCGUUACUGUAAACACAACAGAGAGCGACUUUAAUACGACGGCGUUUGAUGCCUACAAUCUUAUUUAUAAUGUUACUGAGAGUUAUGCGCGUACACAGCCUCCAGCGUCCGAGAGCACGACCACAGCUCCGAGCUACAGCACCGAGAUGCCGAACCUACCGGCCGUGCCCCUGCCAGUCUCCGGGCACCUACCCACUCCUCUCACCAGUGCUGACAGGUUAUGUCCCUGCGAUGAGCAGAUGGAUGUGUGUGACAUCAACUGCUGUUGUGACAGAGUGUGUAGUGGGGAUGUGCCUCUGUUCACCAGUUGCUCUUAUCCCACUGUGAGUGGCAGCAAGCAGAUGUGCAGCCAUGAUGUGGCAUUGUAUUCUUUAAGGAGAGCAGCAGACGGUUAUUCAGAGCUGCAAUCAUCUGUUCAGAAGGAGACCAACUACGACAUCUUCUGCAUCCAGUCACAAAACCGAGUUGAUGGACUGUCAUAUCCCUCUCCCGCUCUGCCAACUGACAGCAACUUUGUGUCGCUCUUUAAACAAUUCACCAGCUAUAUUUUCGGUUUAGAGAAAGUUAAGCAGGCGUCCUCUGUAAACCUCCAGACCUCGGGCGGAUACCAGGUGAGCCUCUGUUUGAAAGGAGUCACUGCUUAUAGCUCAUGUAGUAUCACUUUCCUGAAGGAUCAAAGCAGUCGGUGCUCCCGUCACGUGGUCCUGGAUCAGGACUGCGGCCAUCUGCCAGCCCUCAGCAUGGAUAGCUACACUGACACCCAGCUGUUUAGUGAUAUGAGCACAGAUGCAGCAGUUGUUCCUGUGGUGGUGUCUUCAGUCAUCCUACAGUCUGCAGAUCACACUCAGACUGAGCUGAAGGUCACAGGUGGAGGAAACAUCAGUCCUGUUCUCAUCAACCCCACCCUCUGUGGUAAUGUGGUGCUGAAGGUUCUCUAUGUGAUAAAGUACAACCCACAGGGUAAGAUAGAAAAUGCAACGGUGUCUGUGGUGCUUGGAUUUGUAACUGAAGCUGUGCUGCAUUUGGAACAGGAGUUUCAGGUCACGUACAUCCAGGUAGUAUAUUCAAACAGACCUAUCUAUGUGUAAUGGUUUAUUUUUUUGGAACAAUCAGU
This is a messenger RNA of Pundamilia nyererei, 1225 nucleotides long. RefSeq names its product tectonic family member 1 (gene tctn1). NCBI's taxonomy places the organism in Eukaryota, Metazoa, Chordata, Actinopteri, Cichliformes, Cichlidae. Gene Ontology annotation, cellular component: MKS complex. Bases 48 to 1199 code for a protein of 383 amino acids. The transcript has 8 exons. The record is from RefSeq and is a predicted model, not a curated record. Gene Ontology annotation, biological process: cilium assembly; protein localization to ciliary transition zone.